AUGAUAGGUCCGGAAAAUGCAAGAGUAGAGGGUCGGGCGACGGACUCGAUUGCAGUACUUCCUUUGCUUACGCUCGGGAAGUUUCUUUCAACAAGAAGAACCUUCGAAGCAAAACAAACAGAGAUAUUCUCUGAAUUGUCCGAAAAAUGGUGGGACGUUAACGGUGUACUCAAACCUCUUCAUGCAAUGAAUUUAUUACGAAUUCCAUGGAUUAGAGAUCGCUUAGGUGUUAUCGGUGCUUUUAAACCUUCUGCAACAGAAAGUACUCCAUUUUCAGGGUUGUCGUUUUUAGACGUGGGUUGUGGAGGUGGAGUUUUAUCAGAGCCUUUAAGUCGUUUAGGAGCAGACGUCGUAGGUUUGGAUUGCAACAGCGACAUGUUAAAUCUAGCAGUUUCACGCUUACAAAAAAAGCAACUUCUGAAUUUAAACUAUGUACAAUCGACAAUUGACGAAUACGUUGACGAAAAUACGGAAAAGUACGAUGUCGUGGUGGCUUCCGAAGUUAUCGAACACGUUGAAGAAAAGGGCGAAUUCAUCAAGGGUUGUGUCAAAUGUCUUAAACCUGGAGGAUCUAUCUUUGUCACAACGAACAGCAAGUCUCCGAUCGCGGAAUUUCUUGCCAUUACGGUAGCGGAAAAAAUUUUUCGACUGGUACCUGAAGGAACCCACCAGUACGAAAUGUUUGUCGAUAUCGACGAUCUGAAACAGUUACUUCAGAGAGAACUGACAACAGUAGAAAUGGAGUACACAAAUAUUAAUCUAAACAACAGGGAUCAUGUGGGUCUGAUUCGAUUGCCGGACAUAUCAUACCUUGAUUUCUACAGGGCGUCCGACGACACUGCGUGUGACAAAUACAUCAACGUAAUCAAAAUGGUCAGAUGA
This is a messenger RNA of Zophobas morio, 882 nucleotides long. Its product is annotated as ubiquinone biosynthesis O-methyltransferase-like. The record is from RefSeq and is a predicted model, not a curated record. The transcript has 6 exons. NCBI's taxonomy places the organism in Eukaryota, Metazoa, Arthropoda, Insecta, Coleoptera, Tenebrionidae. Gene Ontology annotation, biological process: ubiquinone biosynthetic process. Gene Ontology annotation, molecular function: 2-methoxy-6-polyprenyl-1,4-benzoquinol methyltransferase activity. Gene Ontology annotation, cellular component: mitochondrion. Bases 1 to 882 code for a protein of 293 amino acids.